Anopheles maculipalpis is the source of this 4374-nucleotide messenger RNA. It is a transcript of the gene Blm, whose product is annotated as recQ-like DNA helicase Blm. The record is from RefSeq and is a predicted model, not a curated record. Bases 1 to 4374 code for a protein of 1457 amino acids. The transcript has 4 exons. Lineage: Eukaryota; Metazoa; Arthropoda; Insecta; Diptera; Culicidae. Gene Ontology annotation, molecular function: 3'-5' DNA helicase activity; four-way junction helicase activity; nucleic acid binding. Gene Ontology annotation, biological process: DNA replication; double-strand break repair via homologous recombination. Gene Ontology annotation, cellular component: cytoplasm; nucleus; chromosome.
AUGUCGAAAAAAUCGUCUACCUCCACAAACCGCGGGGAACCGAUGAAGCAGAUGAGCUUAAAAAGUUUUAUCUCCAAAAAAGACAAACCAGCCAUCAUUGAAGAUUCGUGCACACCAACUGAAGCGGAGGCACAAAUAAGUUCCACAACAUCCUGCGAACAAACGAAGAUAACGUACUCACCUAGCAUUUUCAGACCGAAAGUUCCUCUACUUAGAAAAGCCGCCACUUUUGUGAAUCUGGUGAACAGCGAUUCGGAUGAUUCGAAUAAAUCGCCUGCUAAAGUGGCGCAAACCGUGGAGACAGUAAGACGGCUUCCACCUCGAAGUAUUUUCAAGGACCAACUUCAAAAAACACUGCCAAAAGCUCCGGAAACGAAUGGAUACGAUGAGUUCGAUGCUAUGGUGGAGCAAACCAGUACCGCUGCCUUAGAGCCUAUCAAUUACGAACCGUUAGAGUUGAACCUUGCCACAGACAAACGAUAUCUGGAAGCGACGAAAAAAUUGGAAGCUAAUCUUCACAAGCUGGCUGAAACGAAAAGCCCGAUAAAGCUACCAACAUUCGAGUUUAAGCAACAAAAGACAAGCCGCGUGUCGUUAAAGCUUGACAAAAACGGCGUAUUCGGCGACUCGUUUACCGACGAAGAGCCAGAGGAUGAUGAUUUUGUGAGCAAGAAAACGACUCACUCGACUUCCACUCCGGUCGGUAGUGCAGUUUCCAGUGUUUUGCCAACCGAAAAGUCACGUGAAAUACCGGUAAAACCGUACCAGGAAACAUCCACCGCGCUGGAGCGUUUACUAAGUCCUGAUAAGGGAUUGGGGCGCAUUCGGUUUGAUGAUGCGUUAAGCACCUGCCUGGAUGAGGUACGAAACAGUGCUGGAUUUAAUGUGAAGGCAUCGCAAGAACGUGACAUUCGCAAACAUGUACAGUAUCUCGAGAAGGCACAGCUUGGGCUACUGAAUCACUUUUACGAUUUGUUGGCACAAGUCCCGAGCAAUAGCUUCCGAUGUAUAGAUCCGGCUUUUAACGUUACCUGCUUUGAUCGGUUAAAAACGACCAUUGACACUGUUCGGGGAAAGAUUAAGGUGUACGAUCGUGUACUAUCGAGCAAGCAGCAACGACUAUCGAGCACGAAAUCGUUGAACGAUUCAAUUGUUGCUGGAAAUUCGUUAGAACGUUCGCGACAACAAGGAAACCCCAGCACGCCUAGUACGAUUCCGAUCGUGUAUGAGCUACCGUGCGAGGGGGAUAACUCGCAGGAUUGUACUGAUGUCAUUGAGAGCACACUGCCACACGUGGAUACAAGCCGUAAAAAUGGCUUCUCCUCAUCCUCCUCGACGCGAUUUGAAGAACUCGAGAAGGAAUUUGGGUUGAAAAAGUUGGAAGAAACAACGCCGGCUUCAUUCAAACCGAAAGCACCAUCGCAAGGAGCGGUUGGAAUUACAAAAUCUGCCAGCGGUGGUGCUACGUUUGUGUUCAAAAAACCAAUCGCUAGUACCCUAAUAAACAAUGUGGAUGUUCCGCCAAGCAUUGUUGAUCAGGCACCGAAGAAUGACGCGUUAUCGCAGCCCUUGCAAUCGAACGGCUUCGCAGCGGAAGAUGAUGAUCUGGUAGACGAUGACGACAUACUGAACAGUAUCCGGGAGGAAGAACUCAAGGACCAAGGACGAUCGUUCCAAACGAAUCUUAGCACCGUGAAUCUUAUAACACCCGACACAUCACUACGACGGUCAAAUCCACCGCGGAUAACGUUCCCGGUCGAACCGGAUCAUCCACCGGUACCAGCUCGCAAUACGCAGUUCAUAGAAAACAUUAAUACUCAACUGGAUGACGACGGAUGGCAGGUGUACGAUCCAUCGUUGUACGGUGAAGAGUCGUUGGAAGAGUUGUCCGCUCCAACCACGAAUCAACUUCCAAGCUCUGGAUCUUCAGCCUCGGGCAUGCUAGCAUCCAGUUCGGAUAUUGGACGAUUUCACGAGGGUAUACGUAACGAUGGUAUUACGGGCGAGUUCGAUGGUAUGGCCUAUCCGCAUUCGGCACGUUUGCAGGUCGCGUUCAAGGAAACGUUCGGCUUGCGAACGUUCCGACCGAACCAGCUUCAAGUCAUUAAUGCCACGCUGCUCGGCAUCGAUUGUUUCGUGCUGAUGCCAACGGGUGGUGGCAAGUCACUCUGCUACCAGCUGCCUGCAAUCUUAACCGUCGGUCUCACGAUUGUGGUCAGUCCACUGAAAUCGCUCAUACUCGAUCAGGUGCAAAAGCUUAAUUCGCUCGAUAUCGCGGCAGGCCACCUGUCGGGCGAAGCAAAUAUGGCGGACGUCCAACGUAUCUACGACGAUCUGUACAGUAGCUGCCCGGAACUGAAACUGCUCUACGUAACGCCGGAGAAAAUAAGCUCGUCGGCUAAGUUUCAAAAUCUGCUUAGUGCACUGUAUCGACGCGGACUGCUGGGCCGGAUUGUGAUCGAUGAGGCGCACUGUGUGUCUGCCUGGGGACAUGAUUUUCGACCCGAUUACAAAAAGCUUUCCGUGCUGCGGGAACAGUUCCCGACCGUACCGAUCAUCGCUCUGACAGCGACCGCAAAUCCACGCGUACGGAUAGACAUUUUAACGCAGCUAAAGUUGGCCCGUGAUACGCGUUGGUUUUUGUGUAGUUUUAAUCGACCGAACUUAAAGUAUCUGGUGCUGCCGAAGAAGGGUGCGUCGACAAAAACGGAAAUGAUCGAGCUGAUACGGAAGCGGUUCCCCCGCGACACAGGCAUUGUGUACUGUCUGUCGAAGAAAGAGUGUGACCAGCUGGCGGACGAGUUUCGGAGGGCCGGUAUUAAGGCGAAAAGUUACCACGCAGGUUUAACGGACAGUGUGCGGGAAACGACACAGAAGGAGUGGAUCGGCGAUCGUAUUAAGGUGGUGUGCGCUACAAUCGCGUUCGGGAUGGGUAUCGAUAAGCCGGACGUACGGUACGUGUUGCAUUACUGUAUGCCUAAGUCGAUCGAAGGUUACUAUCAGGAGUCGGGUCGUGCCGGACGUGAUGGAGAAAUUGCGACCUGCAUCCUGUACUACAACUACUCGGACAUGUUACGCUAUCGGAAAAUGAUGGACAAUGAUACCACCAUUUCCCUCGAAGCGAAACAGAUUCAUUUGAACAAUCUUUUCCGUAUGGUCAACUACUGCGAGAACGUGACCGAUUGUCGGCGGACGCAGCAGCUCGAGUACUUUGCUGAGUACUUCACCAGCGAACAGUGCCUAUCGAAUCGGGCAACCGCGUGCGACAACUGUCUGAUGCAGGGCAACUACAAGACGCUAAAUGCAACGGAAGACUGCAUCAUGAUAGCGAAAGCGGUUCGCGAUCUGUGCGGUGGCCGGAAUCGUUUCACGCUGCUGCACAUGGUCGAGGUGUUGAAGGGAAGCGAAAAUAAGAAGGUGAUGGAUAACGGCCACAACCGUACGGCGUACCAUGGGAAGCUCAAGUCUUGGGAGCGUUGCGACAUACAGCGAUUGCUGCGCAAGCUCGUCAUCGAUGAGUAUCUGAAGGAAGAUCUUAUCUUUAGCAACGAUAUACCGCAAGCGUAUCUGCGCAUCGGCACCAAGAUCGAAUCGCUCGUAAAUCGUUCGGUGCGUAUCGAAUUUUCGAUCAAGGAGAAGCUGGCGGGACGCGGAAAGCUCACCAAGACGGACGUUCCGGCUGCGUCAGCCCAAGAAUCAUCACAGAUCAGUGUCCAGCUAAAGGAUCUACAGAACCGGUGCUACAACGAUCUGCUCGAGAUUUGCCGUGCGAUCGCAAUGCAGAAGAACGCAACGUUGGCCUCGAUCAUGAACAUACAGGCGCUGAAAGCGAUGGCGGAAAAGUUACCGGAAUCACCGGGCGAAAUGUUAACGUUGCCGCACGUUACCAAGGCUAAUUUCGAAAAGUAUGGUAAACAGUUGCUGGAAAUAACGCAAAACUACGCCGCGGAAAAGCUGAUGCUUAUGAUGGAUACACAGGACCAGCAGGAAGCAGUUGAAUUGCUGGGUGAAAGUGGAACGGAUGGUAGUGAAGACGAACACACGAUGGGUGGUCAAGAUGACGGUACCGAUUGGGGUUCGUUGGCACGGGCAGCAUCACAGGGUGGGCGUGGAGGUGGCUACAAACGACGAAGCAGUUGGGGAGCGGGAGGUGGAGCAAGGGCGAAAAAGUUUCGGAAAACAACUACACGCCGUAAGGGGACGGCCACCGCGAGCAGACGGGGUGGGGCAACAGCGGCGUCCGGCACUGGUGCACGGGGAGCGAAACGGACGACAGCAACAGCGACCAAACGUGGUGGCAAAACAAGUUCACGUGGUGCGCCCCCCAAGGGUGGUGGUAGUUUCGGGUUGCUUCCAAUGCCUGGUGGAUAUUAG